This is a messenger RNA of Fomitiporia mediterranea MF3/22, 513 nucleotides long. RefSeq lists its product as uncharacterized. The coding region runs from base 1 to 513 and encodes 170 amino acids. The transcript has a single exon. The record is from RefSeq and is a predicted model, not a curated record. NCBI's taxonomy places the organism in Eukaryota, Fungi, Basidiomycota, Agaricomycetes, Hymenochaetales, Hymenochaetaceae.
AUGUCAAAGAUGCAGGGAUGGGGCGCAACAACGCACCUUAAUCUAGCUGAGUUGACAGGGGCUCUGUCCCUAUCAGAAGAGCCGGAGUCCUAUGCGGAUGACCUAGAGGGGGAGUCCUAUGUCAGAUCGACUAGUACUCCCUCGCAAAAUGAGGGAGUUUAUCUCAAAUCUAGGGGCAAGAAGAAAAAAGAGAAACAAGAAGACCCCGCCAAAGUAAACAUGCAGAAAAAUAUACAUCGGUCUAGCUCAUCGUAUGAGCCAGAGCUGGAGGAUCCUCCUGCAGAAUCGUUACCUCAGAUUCGUAAGAGGUCAACAAGGUCGUCGACUGGAGGGAGCAACAGAGUCGGUUUCAAAGCAAGCGUGACUAGGUACAGUGAAACAGGCCAGCCCGAGGAUGACGUCAUCAAUACCGAGAAGAAUAAACAUCCUAAACGUAAGACCGGGAUUCGCAGAAAGCCUAGUAAAGAGUACCGUGCAGCACAAGAGAAGACACCCAUUUAUCCAGGAAAAUGA